Messenger RNA from Maniola jurtina (meadow brown), 7057 nucleotides. RefSeq lists its product as uncharacterized. Gene Ontology annotation, molecular function: protein binding. NCBI's taxonomy places the organism in Eukaryota, Metazoa, Arthropoda, Insecta, Lepidoptera, Nymphalidae. The record is from RefSeq and is a predicted model, not a curated record. The coding region runs from base 649 to 4512 and encodes 1287 amino acids. The transcript has 15 exons.
UAUGUUUGUUACGUUCUAGGUUCAAGGGGAGCCACCAGAUUGCCGACGCGUUCCACUAUUUAUAGUGCCUCGCGUCUAUUUAGCAGUUUGCUCUCAGUACAGAAAUGUCCGGAGCCGCGAGCGAGCAGGGACCCACGCACAUGCAAAGUGGACGGAAAAUCUACGAGUUAUCAAACGCGUUCGCGAUGUCGAUUUAAUAACAAGUUUAGAGUUUAGACGCUCUGGUGAUAUUCAUACUGUACAGUUUACCGACACAAAGUUGUUAGACGAUGCAUAAGAUUAUCGUCAAACACGCGAAUUAUGCAAUCCUUGCCAUACCACCUCACUUCGUUACCUUUCGUUACAGUGCGUUCAGUUAACAUUACAGUGCAUACACGUAAAAAGUGGCAAGUGACAGUUAUUAAAUAAAUUAUGAUAAAAAUAAUAUUAUGAUAAUAUUUAAGAAAAACGUGAUUGUGUAUGUGGGAAAACAAAGUUGACAUUGGUGCUAUUUUAAAGUGAAUGCCAAAGAAUGGCUGGAAACAUGCCAAGUACCGCUGAGUGUAAACAAACAGUUUAAUAUUAAGUAAUAUAAUUUUUAGCAUAUUUGUGAUUCUAUUCCGUAAUAUCACAAAUGUCUGUGAUAAAUAACAAAGAAAAGUUUGCAAAAUGGCGGAAAAAGAGGACUCGAGUGAUAGCGAUGGGCCAAUAAUAGAUGAUAACGUGAUUCGUAUCCAACUUAGGAAACCCAGUCAAAAGAAAUGGGAACUGCGGACGCGAAAUCUGUCUCCUGGUAUUAGGUUCCCUACCAUACAGCUUUUUGAUUCGGAAGGAAAUUUAUUAGUGGAAACAAACGAUGAAGACAUAUCAAUUAAGAGCCAUGAUUCUAAUGAACCUUGUCUAAAAACAAGCCAGUCUUUAAAAGUGAAAGAUUAUAAGCACGUCAUUAAUAAAAAAAUUGUGAAAAAACACAAUUCGAUAUCUGGUGACAAAGUAUACACACGUGUAUAUCAUAAUCCUGUAAUUAUAAAAAGAAAUGGGGAAAAUAAAAAGCCGAGCUUUGUCAUAAAGGAUAGUAGCAGUGUAACAAACAUUCCAAGUAAACUUACUAUAAACAACAACUUUACCAAUUUGCAAGCAAAUAGCCUCGACACCACGCCUUUCCAUUCAGAGGGCCCGAGUGAAGUGAGUAGCUAUAAAAGUUCCGACAAUGAAACUUAUGAGGAUUUGACCUCUAACGACAAAUUAUCAAAUUGCAAAACCUCACCAUUGGACAAUGGUAUUGAUUCGACUCCGAUUUCUCAACAAACCUCUUCUGUAUCUCUCCUAGAGCCUAGUGAGUCAAAUAAUGAAAAAAUUGAUAAGGAAGAAAAUAAAUGUUUAGGACUACAAACAUCACAGUCUCUAAAUGAUGCAACACUCUUACAACGUCCGAAAGAAAACCCAUACCACACACUACCGCGAUCAAAAUCCAAUGUUAUUUACAAGCUUCCCCCGAAUAAAGUUUCCUUUCUCAAUACUUAUCUAAGGAGCUUACCUGCUCGACCAAGUUCUAAUCCGGAUUGGCGUACCUUACACCUACGCCAAACAACAGCUUCGCAACAAAAUUCUCGCGAAGAAACUAAACUAAGAGUACCGCUAAUUUUUUAUUCAGAAAACUUUUGGCGAAAUUGUAAGAUAGCUGAUGAUAAUGCUACAACAGAUAAUGAGUUCACGAAUAUUCCAACAGAUGUAGCUGCUGACUGUGAAAUGAAAAAACGUUUAAAAAUGUAUAGGCGUGGUAUAUCGGAAAUUGAGUCUUGGUUCGGAAACGAAAGUGUGUUUACAAGGAAAAGGCGACACUCGGUGAGUGGUGCUGUGCAAAUUAAACGCACUUCUUCCUCGGAAAGUGUGGAUGAGGCGGACGUAGUACUUAACCGUUUGAAGAGGAGGAUACUCAAAAACAAGCUAAGAGAGAAAAAGAGGAGCGGCGGCACAAAGUCUCUUUUCAAUCAGAACGCCUCCAAGACAAGCGAUAGUGAUACCCAAGAAGAUUGGCGCGAUGCGGGCGGCGGGGCCCUCUUGAGGUCCCGCCUCGCUAUGGGCUCAAAUAUCAGCCAACAUUCCGCAAAGGGCCUCAAGGGCCGGCGAGCGCGCUCCAGCGGGGACCUCUGCAAUGGCGAGGCGAAGAGCCAGACCGAGUCGUCGGUCUGCGGCUCCGUUGUCGGGGACUCUAUGGGCUGGAAUCGGUCUUUACCCAACCAUUUGGAUGGAAACCGACAUUUAGCGGACUACAGCCGUGUCAACAAUAACUAUGGGGAAUUCGGAACGUAUAAUCGGUGCCAUACGAAGAGCGGACGCGGUUUGCGGUAUCGGGUGACUAAAUCUGGUUCCAACGCAGAGCCAGUAUGGAAGCUUCAAGACCCUGGCUUCGACCAGGGUUACGGGUCGGAGCGGUCGCCGGAGGAGGACUUCGUACCUCCCAUCGUACCGGCGAUAUCUCUUGAGCAGUAUGAAGCAGAGCUGCGGACGGUCUAUCCUUUUAUCACUGAUGAAAACACCUUUACGGUCGUGGUAGAAAAGGAUGGACGUGGCCUAGGCAUGUCAGUUUGCGGCGGAGGCGGUCUCGUGAGGAUACGAAGGCUGUACCCUCCGCAACCAGCGUGGCGGACCGGCCGACUCGCUCCUAAAGACCUGCUUCUGUCUGCCAAUGGAGUGCCUCUAGCUGGACUAAGCACUUAUGAGGCUCUUGAAGUACUACGCACGGCGUCAGCGCGAGUGGAACUACGUGUCUGCAGACCACCGAUUGAUGUACUAGAGAGUAUCACGCCUCCUGAUCCGCCCACACCACCGGCCAGGACGCCGCAUCCGCCCCAUCUACCACUCGACCCGCUCAACUGUCACCCCUUACACGCAAGACUGUCACAAACCACCAGCAGCGCCACAACAUCGUCGUCAGAAGGCCGAGGCAGACGCGAAGCUAGUCCCGAAGACAGGAGAUCCCACGAUCUACACUUACCUGAUCUCGACAGGCCUUUACCAGUUUACGACAUACAAUAUGGAGAUGAUGGAUCUGUGGAGUUCGACAUAGUAAUGACAAAAGUGAACGGGUCCCUCGGGUUCACACUGCGCAAGGAAGACCACAGCGCCUUAGGGCACUAUGUCCGUGCCCUAGUCAGAGAACCAGCACUCAGCGACGGCAGAAUACAGCCGGGAGAUAGGAUUGUUGCGGUGAACGAUACACCCAUGUCGAACAUGUCGCAUGCAGAAGCGGUCGCGUUUUUGCGCUCGUGCGGCUCAGAAGUCCGACUGCGACUUUACCGCGACCACGCCGCGACACCUUUGUCGCCGAUGUCACCGAAGGAAGAAGGACCUACGGACUCUGAUGGGCCAAUGAACAGGCCUAAACCGCCAUUGAGAGCCGAAGCGGUAUCGAUGCUGUGCGACCUGGCGGCGCGACGUCUGACGCCAGAUGCUGGAGACGGCUCACGAUCUCCGUGCUUGUCGCCGCGCAAACAUCGAAAGCUAACUAAAGACAACAACCACUAUGAACAACCCAACGAUUUGCCAAGUUGCAACGUUACGCUAGAAUCACAACAUUCAAAACGUACUGAGACCUUCAAACGAUCCCAAACCAUCGAAUGUUCGUCCGAAAUAUAUGGAAAGGAACGUUCAGCGUCUAUAGACCGCCGGUCAACCAUGGAACGGUCAGCAUCCGUCGGAGCCAUGGAACCAAAGGCUACUGUAGAGUUUAGUAACGCAAAAUGCCCAGAAUGCCCUGUCUUUGAAGAAGCGAAGCGGCAGCGUACAGUUAUUAUUGUCAGCCCUACUGCUCCGCCUACUUGUAGAAAGCAAAAACUAAGCCUGACAGUGCCCCCUCAUGGUUACGAGCUAAAUAACUUAGACAAUGACACGCUAGAUGCCCCAAAUGUGUACCAGGAGGACAUAAAUUUACAACGGUUUAGCGAACCAGCCUUCCCCGUGGACUCCGACGAGCCAGUAUCGAUGCCCGCAGAGCUGUCCAGUGAUGAACGGUUCAAACACUCGAAUCCAACGUAUCAGAGUGCUGUUUUACACACAACCACUAGUGAUAGUGCUUCAGAUGGACACAAAGACGACGGUAAUGGAUUAAAGAAAUGGAAAGGUGUUGCACUGUCACCAGAUAACGAGCGCAAAGCAAAGCCUUUUCCAGUCGAAGUUGCACCAAAGCCUGCGGAAAUCGAUACUGCCCAGAAAGAAAACAUCAAACCUGAAACACCGGUAGAAGCUCCUAGCACAGAACCUACGAUAGUGACUGUGGAACUGAACCGCGGCUGGAACAGUCGGCUGGGGUUCAGCGUCCAGAGCCAUCCGGAUUCGGGCCAAAGCUACAUCUCCGCUGUUUACAGCGACAGCGUCGCCGCGAGAGAUGGCAGGCUGAGGCGCGGUGACGUCAUUCUUCAAGUAAACGAUGAAAACGUAACGUCAAUGAAGACCCCAGAAGUGAUAGAUUUGUUGCGGAUACUUCGCGGGUCGAUCUGCAUCACGGUGCUGCGCCCGCCCAACAUGCAAUGAAACUGAUUACCAAAUCACUAGUUAUACUUCUAGAUAAGAGCAUUGAAUCCACGAACUACUCAUUCAUAUCGUAGAAUCUCACUAUUUUUAAAGAAUGCGAGAAGGUUGACUGAGCAAUUAUUGUAAGGUAAAAAUGUGAAGCGAUAAUGUGGCUAAUUCGUUGAAGGGAUACAAUCUCUAAACGGAGACCCAAAUAUAUUGUUGUCCUAUUCAUUAUGCUCCAUGUGGAGAAGAACAAGGCAAGAUUUUAUGUUUUGGAUUUUAAGAUAUGAGUUUAUAACUUUAGAUAUAGUAGUGUAUGAAAUGGUGUGUAACAAAAGUAUUAAAACCCCUCUUAUGCACCCGCCACCUAUGUUAUAAACUGCUAAAUCUACUACUUAAUUUUAUCCUGGACAUUCGAAAAUAAUGAAUCAAAUCAUAGCGCUUUGAAAGAUGUAUGUUAUUGUAAAACCCACUUGCGAAGUUUACACGUUUUUAAAAGUCUUCGCUCAUAUUAUAGUCUAAUAAUACAAACGUCAGUAUUAAACGCACAAGUGCUUAAAAUAUGACGGUUUUAUGCCUACCAUUAAUAAAUUAGCUACGUGGUUUUAUAUAUGUAAAUAAGUAAUUUACAUCAGUAUAGUGUGGCUUAAAGUGCUCAAUAUAAAAGUAUACCUACAGUCACUAAUAAAACUAUUAUAAUAAUAAAUACUAAACUCGCGAGCAAAAAAUUCCGGGUCUUAAAAUAUGAAAGAAAACCUAACUCUCCAUAGAUAAUAAUAUUUAUGGAGAUAAUUAUUAUUAUUAAUAUAAGUAUAGAAGAAAAAGUAAAAAUGAAGUUAUAAAUAUAUUUCCGUUGAAAUUGUAUAUGAUGAUUAUUACUAGUAUUUGGUUGCGAAAGAGUGGUUCAGCUGUGUGAUUAGUAUGAGAUUUUACGUCCCACCAACGUUGUUAGUAUCCGAUCAUCGAACCAUUAUAGCGUUAAGGUAAAAUGGACCGUAACAGCCUUAUUUUAAUGCUCAAAUUCAUCUAGACAUCUACAGCCAGCACUCCAAGCGAAAACUUUAUUUAUUAAUUGAAAUCUGUGGUACUAAAUUUGAGCUUUAGUCAAGAACUUUUAGGUUCAUUUUAAGGUCAUUGUGAUUCCACCCUCGAAUUUUAUCAACGUUCGUGAGAUGUGUAAUCCCAUACUAAGCACACUGAUUGCUACAGAAUAAGUAUUUAUUUUAUUAUAACAUAAUACUGCUAGUUCGAUCUUUGUAUAAUUUCGGACAAAUAUUUGUGAAUUAAUGGAAUCUGUUGAUGAUUCUUGCAUUGACCGGUUUUUUUUGUUCUCAACGGUCAAAGUAGGUACAAAGUCGUUAAAAGACUUGACUCCUCUUCACUCCGUCUGUUUGCGCUGGCCCUAAAACCUAAGUUAUACCUAAGUACGCACUACCUAAAACGUACGUACGUAGGACAUACCAUGUAAAUAUCGUGUUUCUUCAAUUGUAGUUAAAAAUAUGUAUAAAUAUAGCAUUCCACGAGUAACUUUUGUAAAUAAUUGUGUAUUUUUGUGAAAAACAACGCAACUCAAUUUGAUGAAAUGAAAUAGAGAAAAACGAUUGAAAAAUAGGAACUGCUGGAACAUGGUUUUAAGGCCACAAUUACACCUGUAAGUUUUACUCACGUAAGUAAGUAGCUUACGUUGUUAGUUAACAGCACUAAUGUAAAUGUAAGUACAUUGUGUACUUGCGGGUGUCUCUGCGGCCUAAGAUCUAGGCUUUUUGAGCCUUCUAACAUAAUUAGGUAUUGCUAGUUUUAAAGUUGCCAGAAAACUGAUCUUACAAUUUAAGGAACAACACAACACAACAUGGACAAGCGUGGGGAAGUAAGAUGUGUAGCGGACAGGAAGUCGCAUAUCACACAGGUCUCAUGUUAUUGCGCAAGCGUUAACUGGUUUUAUGAUUUUUUUUUAUCUUCGUUUUACUUUCUCAAACAAAUAAAAGGAAAAAUACUUAAUCUUGACGUCAAACGCCCCGCAUGUAAAAGUACCGAUCUUAGAACUAAGUUCAUGUUAUAAUUCUAAGUAAAUCUAUAGGUACUGAUUAUUUCUAGUCAAAUCUAAAUUGUAAUUAAAUUAUGUAUAGCGAUUAGCCUUUCAAAAGAAUUGUAAUAAUAUAGGAAUGCAGAUUAUAGUAUCUUAAAUUUAUCGUUAUAAUAUAUCUGUGGUUGUCAAGUAUCGAAAAUCUAUCUCUACAAACGAUUGAAUUAAUUUCUUAAUAAUAAUAUAAUGUUAUCGUAUGAAAAGAUUUUAUCGACAAAUCGACUCACCUAUUUUAAUAAAAUAAAAUUAAGAUUAUUUUAUUAGAUAAAUUCCGUAGUUAAAUAAUGAUAAAAUAUUAUUAUUAUCGAUAAAGUAACCAGAACGAAAUGGAAUCAACUGAUAUUCUAAAUAAUUGUGAUGGAUUUGUGUUAGUAGGUGUUACUUUUAUAAGUAAACUUAAAUAUUGUAAUAAUGGAAAUACCUAUUGAAAUAAGACUUCGAAGUUAACGCUGAUUGAGAUUACCUACUUAUUUUAUUCUU